AUGCGAAUGCCGCGGGUGUGUGCGUGUGUGAUCAGCGAUCAGGGUAUCGAGCAAAAAAGGUGCAGGCCCCGCUCCCCUCACGGGGAGCCGCCGAGCGGCAGCGACAGACCCACGCCGGGACCGUGCGGCGUCUUCCCGCUCACCGCGGAGGAUGGCGGUGGCGGCGCCGUGGCUGCGGUGCGGGACGUCGAUGUGGACCCCGAGGGAAGCUUCAGGUAGCUCCUGGUGUGCCUGGAGGAGCGGCGCAUAGUCCGCAGCACCAAGGCAGCCGAGUUCCACAGUCACGUAUUUGAGAAACUAAAUCUUGAAAUGGAAAAGCUGGGGUAUGAGUGCAAGAGCCUCGGAGGAAGGAAAAUUGAUCAUAAUAGCCAAGACAAGAAAAUUAGGGUAAUUGGGCUCUCUACAGGCUGUGGAAAAGCAGAUCUCUCUGUGAUUCUGGAGGUACCGAAGAAAGUGUACACAGGUUAUAAAAUCACUUGGGCAGAUGACAAGAAAUACAUCAACUACUUCUGAACAUAUCAACUACUUCUGAACACAGAUGGUUCAAACCUGGUAACUGUGUGAGCUCUACUUUGAUAAAUAAAGCUGAAUGUGUCUAUGCUACUAUAAAUCUGGAGUAACUGGACUCUACUGUAACUCAUCAUACAGUUGCUAAUUCCCAGAUCAUUUUCAGAAUGUGUUUUUGUGCAGAAUUUGCAUUUCUAAGCAUUUUUUCCUCUGCUUUUGGUAUGCCAUCUAAUUAAACACACUCAUACCUUA
Pogoniulus pusillus (Red-fronted tinkerbird) is the source of this 759-nucleotide messenger RNA. Its product is annotated as 14 kDa phosphohistidine phosphatase-like. Gene Ontology annotation, molecular function: protein histidine phosphatase activity. The transcript is spliced from 4 exons. Gene Ontology annotation, biological process: peptidyl-histidine dephosphorylation. Gene Ontology annotation, cellular component: cytosol. NCBI's taxonomy places the organism in Eukaryota, Metazoa, Chordata, Aves, Piciformes, Lybiidae. The record is from RefSeq and is a predicted model, not a curated record.